This is a messenger RNA of Argiope bruennichi, 3012 nucleotides long. Its product is annotated as pyruvate dehydrogenase phosphatase regulatory subunit, mitochondrial-like. The record is from RefSeq and is a predicted model, not a curated record. The coding region runs from base 197 to 2884 and encodes 895 amino acids. The transcript has 18 exons. Gene Ontology annotation, molecular function: protein binding; oxidoreductase activity. NCBI's taxonomy places the organism in Eukaryota, Metazoa, Arthropoda, Arachnida, Araneae, Araneidae. Gene Ontology annotation, cellular component: mitochondrial matrix; cytoplasm; mitochondrion.
UUGUUUACAUUUUUAGAACAUUUUCUUCGCAAUCCGAAGAAUUCGAAACUUACUGUGAUGAAAGGUCUGAGAAUGUAGUCAGGUCUUUAAUAUAUAAAAUAUGUAUAUCAGAUAGUUGCAUAAUUAAAACUGACUUAUGCAUAUAUUUGUUCUUAUUUUCUGGUGUUAAUUCAUAUACAUUAUUUUUCUGUAAAUCAUGAGGAAUUUUUCUUCACCCAAAGUAUAUAAACAUGCUCUAAACAGAUAUAAGGAUAUUUUGCGAGAAAAUAUUGGUUUGAAAUGCAUUACGAAAUCUAAAAGUUCCUGGCCAGGCGUUAAGGUGAAUGAAUUUUGUACCUUAGAAAUUCCUCAACAAUCUCAAGUUGUGAUAUGUGGUGGUGGAGUUGUUGGAUGUUCUGUUGCUUAUCACUUGGUUCGCGAUUUUGGUUGGAAAGAUGUAGUUUUACUUGAGCAAAGUUGGCUUGGAGGAGGAACAUCAAAAUUUGGAGCUGGUCUCUUGGGGCAAAUAAAACCUACAGCAAUUGAGACAAAAAUGUGCCAGUAUAGCAUAGAAUUAUAUAAAUCAUUAGCUCAGGAAGGACUACGCACAGGUUUUAAAGAAUGUGGUAGCCUUUCCCUUGCAAGGACACCUGAUCGCAUGACAUAUUUUCGUCAUAUUGCUGCAUCUGCUAUUGCCAGAAAUGUUGACUGCUAUCUUUUAAGUCCUGAUGCUGCAAAAGAACGGUGCCCAAUUAUUAGCACUGAAAUGUUGAAGGGCGCUUUGUGGAUACCAGGUGAUGGUGUUGGGGAUCCACUGGAUACUACAUUGACUCUUGCAUCUGAAGCUGCUCGCCUUGGAGUUACAAUUGUGGAAGACUGUUCUGUGCAAAAAAUAAUUACUGAUGACAAGCAUCAAGUCAAGGCUGUUGGAACUAAUAAAGGGUUGAUAAAUUGUGAAUAUUUUGUAAACAGUGCAGGACAUUGGGCAAAUCAUAUUGGUCAGAUGAGUCAUCCUAGAGUCAAAGUGCCUUUGUAUCCUUGCGAACAUCAUUAUCUUCAAACUAUGCCUGUAGAAGAUAUUGAUCCAAUGAUGCCUGUUAUUCGAGAUUACGAUGGAUAUUUUUAUAUACGAGAAAAAAAUGGUGGCUAUUUUGCCGGUGGUUUUGAACCUACUUCUAAACCUUUUGAUUUGAAAGAAAUGGAAACAUUAAAGACUUUCAAACCUCUCCCAGAAGAUUGGGAUCAGUUUCACACAUUAUUAGAACAAAUGUUGUUCAGGAUACCUUCCCUGGGCAAAGUUGAAGUUCAUUCUUUGAGCAAUGGUCCUGAAAGUUUUAGUCCUGACUGUAAAUUACUUCUAGGAGAAGCACCUGAGGUGAGAAAUUAUUUUGUAGCCACUGGUAUGAAAGCCACAGGCAUGGAAGCUGCUGGUGGUGUUGGCAAGAUCACAGCAGACUGGAUUGUGAAUGGAGAGCCAAAAAUGAAUCUGUGGGAUGUGGAUAUUAGAAGAUUUCUAGGGCUCCAUAAUAAUCGCCUGUUUCUAAGAGACAGAAUGGUAGAAGUACCUGGUUUGCAUUACAAGGUAAAGUAUCCUAAUUUUGAAUUUUCCACUGGUCGAAAUAUUCGUAUGUCUCCCAUUUAUCCUCGCCUAAAAGCUGCUGGAGCUGUCUUCAGCCAAUCAAUGGGAUAUGAAAGACCCUGUUACUUCCGAACAAAUAUGGAAGCUACUGAGCUUACUGAAAAUGGAGUAGAACUUGACCCUCCAACAUUCUACAAACCAGACUGGUUUGAUGAUUUAGAGUCAGAAUACAUGGCAUGUCGUAGGAAAGUAGCUCUUUUGGAUUAUUCAUCUUUUACAAAACUGGAAGUUUGGUCACCAGGUCGAGAAGCUUUGGAUUUAUUGCAAUAUCUUUGUUCAAACAAUGUUGAUAUUCCAAAAAAUCAAAUGGUGCAUACUGGGAUGCAAAACCGGUAUGGUGGCUAUGAAAAUGAUUGCAGUGUUGCCAGAUUAGAUUAUAAUAGAUUCAUGGUUAUCUCUCCAACCAUUCAACAAACCCGCUGCUUGAGUUGGUUGAAAAGGAAUCUGCCACCUGAUAGUCCAGUUUUAGUCACGGAUAUCACAUCUUUGUAUACAGCAAUAUGCUUGAUGGGACCUUUGGCACAAAGUGUUUUAUCUGACCUUACAGACAGCUCUGUUUCUUAUAAAGAAUUUCCAUUUUUCACUUUCAAAGAACUGAAUAUUGGAGUUGCAAAUAAUAUUAAAACAUUUCAUCAAACUCAUACUGGAGAAUUGGGCUAUGUCAUGUAUAUUCCAAAUGAAUAUGCUCUUCAUGUUUAUGAUGAAUUAAUGGCACAAGGACAGAAAUAUGGUAUUCAGCAUGCUGGAUAUUAUGCACCAAAAGCCAUCAGAGUUGAAAAGUUCUUUGCCUUCUGGGGCCAAGAUCUAGAUACCACAACUACACCAUUUGAAUGUGGCAGAGUGUAUCGAGUCAACUUCGGGAAGGGUGAUUUCAUGGGAAAAGAUGCUCUCUUGCGUCAGAAACAAGAAGGUAUUAAGAGACGCUAUGUCCAGUUGGUCUUGGAAGACCAUGACAGAGAUGUGGACAUCUGGCCUUGGGGUUCUGAACCUAUCUAUGUCAAUGGAAAGUGUGUUGGUCUUACUACAACUUGUGGAUAUGGAUUCACUUUGAAAAAAAUGGUUUGUGUGGGAUUUGUUCAGAAUUUAGAUGAAAAUGGGGUACCACAAGUCGUCACUAAUGACUUUCUUCUAAAAGGUGAUUUUGAAGUAGAUAUUUGUGGCACGAAGUUUCCUGCCAAAGUCAAUAUUCAUUCUCCUAACUUAUCAUCUGGUUUUGAAUAUGUGAUCGAUUCAAAUGGAUAUAUCGCAACUCAAUUCAGUACAUAAUUUCUUUGCUGUAUAAACUUGUACAAAUUGUAGAAUUGUUAUUAUGAUUUAAAUGAUUUUAUUUGUAUGUGUUGUAAUAUAUUUAUGUACAUAGCAAAAUUAAAUAAAUAUAUGGUCUGUUUUUAUGA